AUAAUAAAGUUGUCCUUAAUUUUGAAACAAAAUUGUGUCAUCAAAAAGGUUUAGGAAAAAUUUUACCUGCAAUAGGAUAUACAAUUAGCUUCGAAGAAUCAACAAACAUUGUUAAGAAGGCGAUUCUUUGGAAUGCUGGUGUUUAUCCAUUGAUUUACGAAAGAGUAUGUGAAAAUGUGCAUGAUGCUGAGCAGCUUUGGAAUACGACGACGUCAAUUAAAACACAAAUUAUGCGCUUUUUCGAUUCUCCUGGUACCAAACAAGGGAUCAAGAUUUGUGCCGUAAAGUAUUUACAAUCGGUAGUUAAAGUUCAAUCGCGUCAUGUGCAUGAUUCUCAGCAAAAUGAUAUUUCCUUAGCAUUAUGUCCACCAUCACAUCCAAUAUUGAAUCCAUUAAUGCUUGAAAAAGAAUCAAUUUCUAUUAUAAAUGGAAUGUACAAUUUAUUGUAUAAAGAAUCAAGUAGUGUAAUAACUGCGAUCAUAAAUGCGUUAGGUCCAGUUUUUAGAUCCAGACCACAAUAUAUUUAUCCACUGAUUAAAAUAGUUAAGAAAUGGAAAAAUAAUCCUCCAGAUCAUUUACAUGAAAUUGCAUUUAAAAGCGUGAAAAAAGUUAUCAAGAUUCAAUUAACAUCUCUAUUAAGAAUCCCAGUAUUCGAGUCUUCAUCUUUUGCAAACGAAAUUUUCGAUACGAUACUUGUUUUGGGGGGUAAGAAUGAUCCGAUGAAAUUUCCAAGACAAUAUCGACGACUUUUACAACAGAAAGAAGGGAUGGAUGAUGGUAGAAGUUCUUUGCAAAAAGUUUAUGGAGGUUCUCAGCGUUCUGCACAAGGUGCACCAAUGUUGCCGAUUGAUCCUACACAAUUUGCACUGCCUUUCGUGGUUGAUGUAAUACAUUUAGCUCUGCAAGCCAUUCCACAGGAAAGACUGAACCAAGCAAAACAGGCUCUCCAACAACGUGAAGCGCGAUUAGCAGCACUUCGAACUUUGCCAACACAACUUCCGACAACUAAACAGGAACGACGAAAUCGUAAUAAAACCCUUGAUCCACGAUUAGAAUUUGUUAGAGAUGUAACUCCUAAAUCUCCUUCCCCUCCACCUGUCGAUAUGACAGAAGAUGAAAUAAUGCCUAUUAAAACCGAAUCUUCCAGUUCAAGUCAACAAGAAAACUCUACUAUAAAUCAUGAGCUUUCGCCUUCUAAUUUAUAUGAUGAUGAUAUGGAAAUAGAAGAUACUGUUCCA
This is a messenger RNA of Scutellospora calospora, 1238 nucleotides long. NCBI's taxonomy places the organism in Eukaryota, Fungi, Glomeromycota, Glomeromycetes, Diversisporales, Gigasporaceae. The record is from the annotation of a GenBank genome assembly.